AUUACAGCAACUAUAACGAAAAAGAAUACUUUCGUUGGAACACCUUUUUGGAUGGCACCUGAAGUCAUUAAACAAUCGGGAUAUGAUUAUAAAGCAGAUAUCUGGUCUUUGGGUAUAACUGCUAUCGAGCUUGCUAAAGGUGAACCUCCUUAUUCGGAUCUUCAUCCGAUGAAAGUUCUCUUUCUUAUCCCAAAAAAUCCACCACCUUCCCUGGAGGGAAUAUAUUCUAGAUCAUUCAAGGAAUUUAUUUCACAAUGCUUGGACAAAGAUCCAAUCAGACGCCCAUCGGCAAAAGAACUACUUAAGCACAAAUUUAUUAGGAAUGCAAAGAAGACGUCAUAUUUGACAGAAUUAAUUGAACGACAUCAAAGUGGCGAGGAUGGAGAAGAUACGGGCUGGGAGUUUCCAAGACCAACUUCACCAUCAUCGGACGAUGAUGGUGAAGGUUCGGAAGACAAUGCAACGAUUGGGCCAGCAAAAGGAAAACAUGCGAUGGCGGUGAAAUCUGGUGGUUCCGAUUAUGACACUGUCAAGCAUGUUGAUAUGUCUAAGGUAGAAGAGUUUUACUUAAAUAAUACCGAAGAGCCUUACUUAAAUAAUACCGAAGAACCUUACUUAAAUAAUACUGAAGAACCUGUAACUGGACCUGCCGUUUUCAAAAAAGUCAUCAUACCUUCAAUAGAUAAGUUACGCUUGAAUGCGCCAUCCCAAAAGUCCCAGCUCACAUUGGAUGCCUUGAGAGAGGCUUUCGAAAAUGCAGAAAUUGAAAAUCCUGGUAUAUCCGAAACAUUUAUGCAUGCUGUUUUUCAAAAAUUUGAUGAGGUUAAUCCUUGA
Messenger RNA from Scutellospora calospora, 834 nucleotides. The record is from the annotation of a GenBank genome assembly. NCBI's taxonomy places the organism in Eukaryota, Fungi, Glomeromycota, Glomeromycetes, Diversisporales, Gigasporaceae.